AAAUAUAUUAUAUAUAUUAGCCUAAAAGAAAAACCUCAGUUAGGGUUUCCAGCUAUUAGAAGGUGAGAGCGAAGCCGCCGCCGAUCCCGCCUCCGAUCGUAACUCUGCCCGCCGAUUCGAAACCUGAGCCAUGUCGUUGAUAGCGAAUGAGGAUUUCCAGCACAUUCUGCGUGUGCAGAACACCAACGUAGAUGGGAAGCAGAAGAUCAUGUUCGCGUUGACCUCAAUUAAGGGCAUUGGCCGCCGAUUCGCUAACAUUGUCUGUAAGAAAGCCGAUGUCGAUAUGAACAAGAGGGCUGGCGAACUUUCUGCUGCAGAGAUCGACAAUUUGAUGGUCAUUGUAGCAAAUCCUCGGCAAUUCAAGAUUCCUGACUGGUUUUUGAAUAGGAAGAAGGAUUACAAGGAUGGAAAGUAUUCACAAGUGACAUCUAAUGCCUUGGAUAUGAAGCUGAGGGAUGAUCUCGAGCGCCUGAAGAAGAUUAGAAACCACCGGGGUCUCCGUCACUAUUGGGGUCUUCGCGUCCGUGGCCAGCACACUAAGACUACCGGCCGUAGGGGAAAGACUGUCGGUGUCUCCAAGAAGAGAUGAGCAUCUUCUUGUUUUUCUGUUUCAAUGUUUUCUGUUUGGGAUUUUGGAUAUUAUUAUACUUUUUGACGAUUAUGUGACGUGCUAUAAGUUUGUUAUUUGCGAAUUGAAUCACUUUGCAUA
Andrographis paniculata is the source of this 709-nucleotide messenger RNA. RefSeq names its product 40S ribosomal protein S18. The coding region runs from base 131 to 589 and encodes 152 amino acids. The record is from RefSeq and is a predicted model, not a curated record. Gene Ontology annotation, molecular function: RNA binding; structural constituent of ribosome. The transcript is spliced from 4 exons. Gene Ontology annotation, cellular component: small ribosomal subunit; ribosome; cytosol. Gene Ontology annotation, biological process: translation. NCBI's taxonomy places the organism in Eukaryota, Viridiplantae, Streptophyta, Magnoliopsida, Lamiales, Acanthaceae.